This is a messenger RNA of Ambispora gerdemannii, 369 nucleotides long. The record is from the annotation of a GenBank genome assembly. Lineage: Eukaryota; Fungi; Glomeromycota; Glomeromycetes; Archaeosporales; Ambisporaceae.
AUGGCGAGCCGACAUUUUCGAAUAGAAUUCCAUCAGCUACCAACACCAUACAUCAAUCCGCGUCGCCACGUUGAAGAGACCUUUUUGUCUGAUGGAAAAUGUGAACUACAUCUGCGAAAAGUUUUAAGUUGUAAAAAUGAUAAAGAAUUUUGCGGAAACAGGAACGAAGUGUUAUUCUGGGACGAAUAUUCCGGUAGGUCAAAGACUUCAACCGUCUUACGUUAUUUGCAGCCAUUUAAGUACUACGUGGAAAAGAAGCCAGACGAAUGGAAAGAACUUGACUUUCUGUUGUGGUUGAGAAUGGCGAAGACAAAUAAGGUGAUAAAACCAGUUUCGGAAAUCGUUGGGCGCCGUCAUUCGUAUAUAUGA